This is a messenger RNA of Paramuricea clavata, 371 nucleotides long. NCBI's taxonomy places the organism in Eukaryota, Metazoa, Cnidaria, Anthozoa, Malacalcyonacea, Plexauridae. The record is from the annotation of a GenBank genome assembly.
UAACAUGCUUCAAUAUCAAAGUAGAGUGUCCAAGAGUUUGUCAAAGAUCAGUGUAUCGAGAUAACCCAGAUGUUUCAGAUGUUGACGAUUCUACUCACGGACUUGAUUAUUUCCGCGUAGCAGUGUAUAUCCCAUUUUUGGAUACAAUUCUUGAGCGAUUUCGACUUAAUGAAAAAACGACGUUUGCUGGGUUGUUUGAUACGCUGCUUCCAACAAACUGUGCAAAAAGUGGUGCAGUGGAAGAAGAGUUCAUGCAGUUUUAUGGAAACUUUUCUCAAUUUCUUCAUGCUAUUAACAAUGUUAUGCCUCAUGAUACUAGUGGCAUGAAUGCCUUAGCGCAGUACCGAUUGUGGGUUGCUAAAUGGAAGUGA